Molecule: messenger RNA, 5130 nt
Organism: Oncorhynchus kisutch (coho salmon)
Lineage: Eukaryota; Metazoa; Chordata; Actinopteri; Salmoniformes; Salmonidae
Product: sodium/calcium exchanger 1
Biological process (GO): sodium ion transmembrane transport; cell communication; calcium ion import across plasma membrane
Cellular component (GO): axon; postsynapse; sarcolemma
Molecular function (GO): calcium:sodium antiporter activity
Source: RefSeq, a predicted model, not a curated record
GACUGCGAUCCCGUGAGAGUGUGCGAGUGUGUUUGGUUUCGGAAGGGAGUGGAAAGCCCUCCGCGACACAGUGUCACUCAUAUAAUGUGCCACAGGGAGGGGACAGGGGAGAGAGAGAGCGAGGGUUCGUAUCGGUUGUGGCUACAGAACACUGGGAAAAAGGCAAUGCACGCGCGCACCGUCGCCUAGGCUACCGUCGGUGCCGUUAUCUAGCCUUCUGAAUGAAGGAUUGAAGCUGAAGAUUCCCAAAGGUUUUCCUCCCGGAGAAAACAGAAACAAUAUUUGUUUGUUUUUUCUCUCUCUCUCUGUCUCUCUCUCUUUCUCGCUCCUCCAUCCUUCUUUCAGGUCUCUGAGGAUGUGUCAGAACUGAGCUGUCUGUCAUUGAGAAGAAGCUGAUAUAUGAAAAUCAGAGCUGGUGUCAGAAGUUGACAAGCCAGAGGACACGGAUAUUGAAAGACACAACGCUAAGACCAAUGUGAUGUCUGCCUAAAGUAACCUUACACAACGAAGCGGAUCGUAAAGACCGAGACCGGAAUCCUCAUCGCCACGAGACCUGCGGUGACCAGCGGAUCACAGGUGCAAGCACUCGUACACCGGAGAGAAACGAGACGUCGCUGGAGGAAUACGGUUUCAAGUGUGUUCUAAAACACAGAAGGAUCAUGUCACGCCUACAUCUCCACCUCUCCUCCCUCCGUUCCUCCUCUCUCUCCUCUGUCCUUCUCCUAGUCUUCCUCUCCUCCAUGCUCCUCCUGUCCCUCCCCAGCCCGGCCGUGGCCGGUUCCACUCCUCUAUCAGAGGGGGGUAACGUAAAGGCUAACUGCACGGCUACAGGAGACCCCUGUCAGGAGGGGGUGGUACUGCCCGUCUGGAACCCACAGAACCCCUCUGUAGGAGACAAGGUAGCGCGGGCCAUUGUCUACUUUGUAGCGAUGAUCUAUAUGUUCCUGGGGAUGUCCAUCAUAGCUGAUAGAUUCAUGUCUUCUAUAGAGGUGAUAACCUCUCAGGAGAAGGAGAUCACCAUAAAGAAGUGGAACGGGGAGACAACCACAGCUACAGUGAGGAUCUGGAAUGAGACCGUGUCUAACCUCACUCUCAUGGCUCUGGGGUCAUCUGCUCCUGAGAUACUGCUCUCUGUUAUAGAGGUGUGUGGCCACGGCUUCGAGGCUGGUUCUCUGGGUCCCUCCACCAUUGUGGGCAGUGCUGCUUUUAACAUGUUCAUCAUCAUCGCCCUGUGUGUCUAUGUGGUUCCUGACGGAGAGACCAGGAAGAUUAAACAUCUCCGUGUGUUUUUCGUGACCGCGGCGUGGAGUGUGUUUGCAUACAUCUGGCUGUAUCUUAUCCUGUGUGUGUUCUCUCCUGGAGAGGUGGAAGUCUGGGAGGCCGUGGUCACCUUUCUGUUCUUCCCCCUCUGCGUGGUCCAGGCCUGGGUGGCCGAUCGACGAUUGCUCUUCUACAAGUACGUCCGCAAGCGUUACCGUGCCGACAAGCACAGAGGCAUCAUCGUUGAGACGGAGGAGGAGGAGGAGGGAUGUUGGGGGCCGGGUGGGUUCACUAAGAUGGACAUGAUGGAGCUGGACGGACAGGUGGUGGAGGGAUGGAGGGAUGGAGGGAUGCUGGAGGACGGAGGACAAGAAGGGAGGAGGGAUCUGGAGGACGUGGCCAGGAGAGACAUGGCGAGGACCCUGAAGGAGCUGAAAGCCAGACACCCUGAUAGAGACACAGAGCAGCUUAUAGAGAUGGCCAACUACCAGGUGUUGGUCCAGCAACAGAAGAGCAGAGCGUUCUACCGUAUCCAGGCAACCAGGAUGAUGAUCGGAGCAGGCAACAUCCUGAAGAAGCAUGCUGCUGACCAGGCUAGGAAGGUGGUGAGCAGCCAGGAGCCCCACCUGCAGGAAGACGACCCCCACACGACCCGGAUGGAGUUUCAACCCUCCCACUACCAGUGCUUCGAGAACUGUGGCUCACUCAAACUGACCGUGGCCCGACAUGGAGGAGACCCUGGAGCUUCUGUUAAGGUGGACUACCGUACAGAAGACGGCACAGCCAACGCCGGUUCAGACUAUGAAUUCGCUGAAGGGACCCUCCUCUUCAAGCCGGGCGAGACCCUGAAAGAGAUAACUGUGGGCAUCAUAGACGACGACAUCUUCGAAGAGGAUGAGUACUUCUAUGUCCACCUCAGUAACCCUCGUGUGGUUGGCUACGACCCGUUGGAGACGAACUCUAACUCCUCCCCCAAGGCGGUGCUCGGUGACGGCCACACGGCGACGGUGACCAUCUACGACGACGAUCACGCGGGGAUAUUUUCGUUUGAGAUCGACGCCCUGCGGGUGAGCGAGAGUGUUGGGGUCAUGGAGGUCAAGGUUCAGAGGACGUCGGGGGCUCGGGGGCUGGUGGUGGUGCCUUACAGGACCGUAGACGGGACAGCCCGGGGUGGAGAGGAUUUCGAAGAGGUGUCUGGGAAUCUGGAGUUCCAGAACGACGAGACGAUGCGACUCCAAUGAGAACAAGCCGACGGAUGACGAGGUGGCCAAGAUGGGCUGUCCCAGUCUGGGAGAAAACACACGGAUAGAGGUGGUCAUCGAAGAGUCUUAUGAGUUCAAGAACACAGUAGAUAAGCUGAUCAAGAAGACUAAUCUUGCGUUGGUGGUGGGAAGCUGCAGCUGGAGAGAGCAGUUUACUCCAUCUCUCUGUCUCUCUCUAGGUGAUGAUGAUGAUGAGGAGAGUGGUGAAGAGCGUCUCCCGUCCUGUUUUGACUACAUCAUGCACUUCCUCACCGUCUUCUGGAAAGUUCUGUUUGCCUUUGUCCCUCCGACAGAGUACUGGAAUGGCUGGGCCUGCUUCAUCGUCUCCAUCAGUCUCAUCGGAGUUCUGACGGCUGUAACAGGAGACCUGGCCUCUGCCUUCGGCUGCACUGUGGGUCUGAAGGACUCUGUCACUGCCGUGGUGUUUGUAGCACUAGGGACCUCUGUACCAGACACCUUUGCCAGUAAGGUGGCCGCCAUCCAGGACCAGUACGCCGACGCCUCCAUCGGCAACGUAACCGGUAGCAACGCCGUGAACGUCUUCCUUGGGAUCGGAGUGGCGUGGACCAUCGCCGCCGUGUUCUGGCGCUCCAAAGGCCAGGUGUUUCGUGUCGACCCGGGCUCGCUGGCGUUCUCCGUCACGCUCUUCACGGUGAUGGCGUGCAUAUGCGUGAUGAUCCUCCUCUACCGACGGCGAGCGUCAGUGGCAGGCGGGGAGCUCGGAGGGCCGAGGACUACCAAGAUCAUCACAUCACUGGUCUUCUUCUUCAUGUGGCUGAUCUAUAUAUUGCUGUCAUCACUGGAGGCAUACUGUCACAUACCUGGGUUCUAGAGAGAGAGAGAGAGAGAGAUGGAGGGGCGAGGGAAGAGCGGAAGAGAGAAGGAUGGAGGGGCGGGUUGGGGGAGACAGAGAGGAGGAAUAGACACAGGGAGGGAACAAAAGGAAACCCACUCGGCAAAAAACUGGUUGAAUCAACAUUGUUUCCACGUUGUUUCAACAACAACAAAAAUGAAGCGUAAUGACGUUUAUUCAACGUGGGAAACGGAUUGGAUUUGCAACUUAAAUCCAAUGUCACGGGGACAUUUUUUUGUCAGCCAAAUGUAAAUGAAAAGUAGAUGUUGAAUUGACGUCUGCGCCAGUGGGAAGGGAGGCAGGCAGAGAGGACAUGUUGGAAAGAGCAUUCUCCCUUUCCCCCAUCUAACACUAGAGUCAGUAUUCUCCCAUCUAACACUAGAGUCAGUAUUCUCCCAUCUAACACUAGAGUCAGUAUUCUCCCAUCUAACACUAGAGUCAGUAUUCUCCCAUCUAACACUAGAGUCAGUAUUCUCCCAUCUAACACUAGAGUCAGUAUUCUCCCAUUUAACACUAGAGUCAGUAUUCUCCCAUCUAACACUAGAGUCAGUAUUCUCCCAUCUAACACUAGAGUCAGUGUUCUCCCAUCUAACACUAGAGUCAGUAUUCUCCCAUCUAACACUAGUCAGUAUUCUCCCAUCUAACACUAGAGUCAGUAUUCUCCAUAUCAGUGAAAGCCUCUAAUCCAACAGGUAGAGGUCAUAUCAGUGAAAGCCUCUAAUCCAACAGGUAGAGGUCAUAUCAGUGAAAGCCUCUAAUCCAACAGGUAGAGGUCAUAUCAGUGAAAGCCUCUAAUCCAACAGGUAGAGGUCAUAUCAGUGAAAGCCUCUAACAUCCAACAGGUAGAGGUCAUCUCAGACACUUCAAACCUUUCUGUCCCCUGCUUUACGACCCUCCUCUCCUCCUCUCUCUCUCUUUCCUUCCCUCGCUCACUCCGCCCAGCCUUAUUCUCCAAUAGACUGUAAACGUCUUAAUAUUGUCUUAAAGUGAUAGGCUAGUAGAGGACGUUAGACCACACCCCUUAUCCCGCCACCCUCGCUCCUGUUGAGCCAAUCCCAAGUCACCUUGCUCCCUAAGGAAGACCCUUGCCCCUCCCACUUUUUCGACGGCGUUGGUGUGUAGAUGUUGUCAUUGCGAAAUUGUAAAGAAAAUAAUAAAUAAUGAAAACGAUGAUUAUUAUGAAGAAGUAUGUUAAAAACAUUGCAAUGAGAGAGAAGAUGAUAUGAAAAGACUAUCAUUAUUAUGUGAGAACUGUACGGAAUGAUAAUAAUUGAACUUUGCAAUAAAGAAAAUGUUGAAUAUGAAAUAUAUUAAACUACUUAUAUAAAACUAAGAUUAAACUAACCUGUUAGUAGAAAAUGUGACCAACUAGCCCACCGACUAUAGUGACAUUUUGUCUUUUCAAAUAUUGGAGUACAUUUUGGACCCAGACUAUCAAUAUAUUUGUCUACUAGUCCGGCUGACCCAGUGCCCCAAAAUCAUUCAAUUCCAUCCCUGGUUACAACCAUUAUAACCAAGCAGGAAAUGACGUAAUGCCCAAACAGGAUAUCAGGUAACCGGAAACAGAAAGGAGGGUGGACCAAACUGACAAACUUAAUUUAGACCAAUGAAAUUUGAGGAUAAUCAUGACGAUGAUGAUGAUUGGUCGAUUGUUUCUAACUGUGUGUUGUAUAAGAGACAUUUCCGAUGUUUGUCUUAAAAAAAACAAAGAAACUAUGGGUUUUAUGCUGAAUAAAUAAAUAAGAUUUGAAUAUA